UGCACACUCUCUAAUCCAAAAAACUUUAUGUAGUGGCAAAUAAUCAGGUAUUGUCCUUUAUAUGAGUAGAAAGUAGGCCCUGGCUUCUCCCCCCAGUUUUUUUUUCGUGGUGGCAGCUUUAUACUAAAUAGAGAAGAGGUUAUUAGCCAACUGUGUGUUGAAUCAGACAAUAAAGUAAAGCAGACUGCUUCCCUUAAUGGUGAAAAUGUUGGGAGGAAACAGAGUCCUCAUUUACCUCUCUAGAUUUGGAUUUAGGCAGGCUACUACCGGAAGUAAAAGCAAGCAGCAGAGAGAGGGAAGCUAAUGGUAGGUUGCAGAGAGAGAGGGAGGAAGAACUUCAUUUAACAAGCACAUUCCGUUCUGCACAGAGCACGCUCAUGGAAGAAGAAUGUCACAAAAGCUGCUGAAAGAAGCCUUUAUCAGUAACUUAAAUGGAACGAGUUUGCUAGAAAUUUCAAUAGCUUUAACUCUAGCUCCGCUUUGUAUAGCUUGCAGAGGUUUGCUGUUAAUUUUGUAUAAUCUGCGCAAUGGAAGACCUUUACAUUCAAGGAAAUAUCAUCUACUACUAGACUUUACAGUGCUAGUAGUUCCUUCUGUGCUCGGCUGUACAAUUUUGUCCCCUGUCCUCCCUCUUUUGCCAAUAACUAUGGGGGCCUUCUGUGCAGGAUUAUUUUAUAAAAUAUACAACAGACGAAAUCAUUAUAUCAGGACUACUCUGAAGCAAAUCAUACAUGAUUUCCUGAAGACUAGCUUAGAACCAGACUACGUUCCAUCAAUAACCGUGUUUCGUGUUUAUGUCAACAUGUUAACUGCAAUCAACAUUCUAGCAGUGGAUUUUCCACAGUACCCCAGACGGUAUGCUAAAACUGAGACCUAUGGAACAGGAGCUAUGGAUUUUGGAGUGGGAGCUUUUAUUUUUGGUAAUGCUCUUGUUUGUCCUGAAGUUAGACAAAAAACAGGUGUGGUGCAAUCCAAAUUCUCCUGUCUAGCAAGACAGUUGUUAUCUGUUUGGCCAUUAGUUUUUCUUGGUUUGGGACGACUGAUCAGUGUUAAAGCUGUAGAGUAUCAUGAACAUUUUUCAGAGUAUGGAGUGCACUAAUUUUUUUUCACUUUAGCAAUUGUGAGAAUGACCGCAUCACUACUUUUAACUCUAUUUCCAACCAACAAAUCAUGGAUUGUUUCUAUGAUUCUUGCUGUAUUUUACCAGUUUAUUCUUGACACUACCCAUCUGAAGAUGUUUGUUUUAUAUGGGAGUGAUGGCAAAGAUACAAGGGCUGGAUUUUUAAAUGCUAACAGAGAAGGAGUGUUCUUUUUUGGUUAUCUGGCUAUCUAUAUGGCUAGUGUGCAAGUGGGGUUAUAUUUGUUAAAGAAGAGAACUUUAGUCAAGGACUGGAUUGAAGUAAUAUGUUGCUUUCUGCUGACAGUUUUCAUACUCUUUAUAUUUCUUCCUAUGUCUCAAGUUUAUGUUGAGCCUGUGUCCCGCAGGAUGGCUAAUCUGCCUUUUUGCAUCUGGAUAGUUGCUCAGUGCCUGAUUUUUAGUCUGUUUUUAGUGACUGAUCUUAUUUUGGUGUUUACAAAACUUCUGGUAAAUGGAUCUCGAGUGCCUUGCUGUUGGAAUUUUACACAACCACCUAAUAAAAAUACAAAGCACAAUUCAGAGCCCACAUCUAUCAAAAGAGAGAGAGAGUGGCUAAGUAUUUGCAUAAUUAAUGCUAUUGGUAAAAAUCAGUGUUUUUUCUUGCUAGCAAAUGUUAUGACUGGCAUAGUGAAUAUGAUGAUAGAUACAAUCCACAGCAGUACCUCAUUUACCUUAUUUGUGCUACACUUGUAUAUGUUUACUAACUUAAUUAUGUAUAUAUUGCAUGCAAAAAAUAUAAUAUUAAAAUGCUGGUGACGAUUGAAA
Molecule: messenger RNA, 1903 nt
Organism: Dermochelys coriacea (leatherback sea turtle)
Lineage: Eukaryota; Metazoa; Chordata; Testudines; Dermochelyidae
Gene: PIGW
Product: phosphatidylinositol glycan anchor biosynthesis class W
Biological process (GO): GPI anchor biosynthetic process; protein localization to plasma membrane
Cellular component (GO): membrane; endoplasmic reticulum
Molecular function (GO): glucosaminyl-phosphatidylinositol O-acyltransferase activity
Source: RefSeq, a predicted model, not a curated record